AUGUGGAUCGAAAGAACAAAAUGGAUGUUAGCUAACAUCGGAUGGCCGAUUGCAUUCACUUUUUGGUAUCAAAUAAUGGUUGUACUGUAUGCUGCAAACGGAGAAAUCACUCAAUUAGCUCUUUAUUAUUUUCAAUUUCUCUGGAUUAUCAUCGUCUGUUCUUACUUUUCUGCAUCUUUCACACCACCAUCAAAGUGUCAAAUCGAAGAUGAUAAGAAUUCAACAGCCAAUUUCUGUGAACUGUGUAACUACAGUAAGCCGCCACGUUGGCAUCACUGUCGUCGAUGCAAUCAAUGUGUUCAUCGAAUGGAUCAUCAUUGUCCGAUUCUACAAAUGAUAAGAAGUGUCUACACUGGCGAGAUUUUGAGUACUACCGACCAGUUGAGAGGAACUGGCGUUUCGAAUGCACUGAUGGUAGGAUUCGCUGCGAUUUAUCUGCUCAAAAAUCAGCUUCCAAAUCUUUUCCGAAAUCAGACUCUUAUUGAAGAAUCCCGAGAAACUACGAUUUAUGAUCUUGGUUCAUGGCAAGAAAAUGUGAAAUCCUUAAUGGGUCCGUGGAGAAUUGCUUGGCUUCCUGUCCCGAUAGACGAAAGAAACGAGAAAAAGCAAAAAUGA
Messenger RNA from Caenorhabditis remanei, 615 nucleotides. RefSeq lists its product as uncharacterized. NCBI's taxonomy places the organism in Eukaryota, Metazoa, Nematoda, Chromadorea, Rhabditida, Rhabditidae. The transcript has 5 exons. The record is from RefSeq and is a predicted model, not a curated record. Gene Ontology annotation, molecular function: palmitoyltransferase activity. The coding region runs from base 1 to 615 and encodes 204 amino acids.